AUGCACGUCGUCAUCGGUCUCCUGGUUUGCGCUCUUCUUUCCCACUUCCUCUUGGGCCCCACCUGCCAAGCCACGAGCCACGAGGGAGCAGCCCUUACCACCAGAAGGAAGAGGUACCUCAUCUUUCCCCAGGGCAGCAACGUCCAGGUGGUAUUUUGCUUGACGAUCGGCUCCGAGGGCCGCCCGGCCGGGCAACUGGUGGUGGGUAUGACGGCCGCGCUCGCCUGGGAGCUGCCCGCGAAAGUCGACUCGCUCGAGCUCCACAGGCGCAGCAGGAGCGUCGUCUACCCGAAGAUCGAGGCUUUCCUCCAGUCAUUAGGCCUCGACGGCCGCUCCUGCGUGAUGAAAGCUCUCUGCGAGGCCGGCCAGAGGAGCCCGUCCUCGAUCGGCAGGGCUGAUUUUCUUCACGAGCUGCUUCACGCCAUUUUCACGAUACGAGAGGACGGCACGCGCUUCGAGAGCGAGGAACACCGGCAGUACGACCACGCUCACGGCUCGUAUGGAAACUGCACGGAACUCUAUCCAACCUGCAAAUACUCCAUUUACGACUUGAAUUUCUAA
Copidosoma floridanum is the source of this 561-nucleotide messenger RNA. RefSeq lists its product as uncharacterized. Lineage: Eukaryota; Metazoa; Arthropoda; Insecta; Hymenoptera; Encyrtidae. The record is from RefSeq and is a predicted model, not a curated record.